Molecule: messenger RNA, 2989 nt
Organism: Lampris incognitus (smalleye Pacific opah)
Lineage: Eukaryota; Metazoa; Chordata; Actinopteri; Lampriformes; Lampridae
Gene: anapc2
Product: anaphase promoting complex subunit 2
Exons: 14
Coding region: 238-2664 (808 amino acids)
Biological process (GO): ubiquitin-dependent protein catabolic process
Cellular component (GO): anaphase-promoting complex
Molecular function (GO): ubiquitin protein ligase binding
Source: RefSeq, a predicted model, not a curated record
GCGAAACCCAGACGAGGAAGAACCAGGCGGACUAAGUUUCACCUCCCUCUGGUCGUUUAUUUUUCACAUUAAGCAGGAGAAUGGCACGUAAUGAGGCAUGCAGAUCCACAUGCGGUGUCGCCGUUUAUCGGAACUAACGUUGACAUAGAUAUGUAUAAGUGUAAGAUCAGUGUAAAUGUAAACACACACACAUUUUUUUCUAUAGGCACUUCUUUUAGCUCAGUGAUUUAAAGUACGAUGGAAGAAAAUAUGAUGGAGUCGGAUUCUUCUGAAAGGUCAUCUUCAGUACCACAGGGGAUUCCAGUCGCUUGGGAAACUGUCACUGCAUGUUUGCUGUCUCCAGAUUCUCAAGUGCUUGAUGAGUCUCUGUCAGAAUCUCUGGCCUCGUUAUCUUUUCAUGGAUUGGGUAGGCUUUUGGGUGGCUGGCUGCUGGAGACCCUGCAGAUCAGACUGAGCUCUGCCGUGGCCCCUGAGUUCUGGGCCGGGCUCAAGCAGCCGGAAAACCAGCUGGAGGAAAGGGAUAGGGCUCGGCUUCUUCUAUCUGCUAUUCACACCCUGCUGGACAGACUGGAACCCUUCUUAGGAGGCCUGGAGAGGCUGGGGGCAUGGCAGGAGGAGGGACGUGGUGGGCUUAGUGGCCCUGGGGCCAGUGGCCUGCGUGAAAGGGCCUUCACCAUUAUUCGAGCCCUCCUUCUAUUUUCUCCCUCCACUGUUCUCCAAGAGAGAGUACUGGAGUUCUACAGCAGGACCUUCUCUGUGCAUAUGAGCCUGGAGGGGGAGGCCGAAGAGGGUGCCGAAGGGCCUGAUGGAGGAUUGUGUCCUGGCUGUGGUGUCCUGACACAGCAGUGUUGGUGUCAGGAAGCCCUGGAACAACUUCAAGAGCUCAGUCAGACACUUUCCAGACUGCAGCUGCUGGAGCGGGUCAGCUCCGAGGCGGUGACCUCCAUCCUCCACAAGCUGAUAGAACAACGGAUGGAGCAGCACUGCAGGGGCGAGUACGAGCGCUCCUUUCUGCUAGACUUCCAGAAGUGGCUGGAACUGGUGCUGAGCUGGCUAAGCAGGGUGUUUGCCAGUGAGCCGGGUGGGAGCUGCUCAGUCUCUACUCCCAGUGACUUUUUCAGUGGUGAAGCAGGCCAGCCAGCGAAUACCUUGUUACAGCAGUGGAGGUGCCACAUGCACAAGUUCUUCUGUAGGAUCUAUGUCAACAUGAGGAUCGAGGAGCUCUUCAGCAUCAUCAGAGAUUUCCCAGAGUCUAAACCCGCCAUUGACGAUCUGAAGUUCUGCCUGGAAAGAACUAAUCAGAGACAGCAACUACUCACCUCACUGAAAUCAGCUUUUGAGAGUCGCCUUUUGCACCCUGGGGUACACACAUCAGACAUUCUCACUGUGUAUAUCUCAGCCAUUAAGGCCCUCAGAGAGCUGGAUCCAUCCAUGGUCAUUCUUCAAGUUGCUUGCCAACCUAUCCGCAAGUAUCUCAGGACAAGGGAGGACACAGUGAGACAGAUAGUGGCCGGUCUGACUGGAGAUGCUGAGGGCUGCAGUGACCUUGCCAAUGAGCUGUCCCGAGCCGACCCCGUCACCUUGGAAAUGCAGGACAGUGACGACGAGGGCAGUGACCCUGAGGAGUGGAUGCCAGAUCCCACCGAUGCCGUCACUGACAAGACGGGCUCUAAACGUCGUUCCUCUGACAUUAUCAGCCUGCUGGUUAGUAUUUAUGGCAGUAAGGAGAUCUUCAUAGAUGAGUACAGGACAGUCCUGGCUGACAGACUGCUGCACCAGCUCAACUACAACACUGCCAGGGAAAUCCGUAAUGUGGAGUUACUCAAGCUCAGAUUUGGGGAGUCUCAUAUGCAUUUUUGUGAGGUCAUGUUGAAGGACGUGGCUGACUCUCGGAGGAUCAACAGCAACAUUCGUGAGGAGGAACUGAGGCUGGGUGAGGAGGAGCAGCCCCCCUUGGCCCUGUCGGCCAUGAUCCUGUCCUCCGAGUUCUGGCCUCAACUCAAAGAGGAGAAGCUGGAGCUGCCCCCGCUGGUCUCCCAGGCAAUGGAGGCCUACACACACCGCUACGAGAAACUCAAGGCGAUGAGGACACUGAGCUGGAAGCCUCACUUGGGUUCAGUCACCCUGGACUUGGAGUUGGAGGACAGGGUCCUCACCAACUUGACAGUGUCUCCUAUUCAUGCUUCCAUCAUCCUGCACUUCCAGGAAAAAAGUUCGUGGACCUUGGAGGAACUCAGCGGGAAGCUGGGAGUCUCUAAGGAGACGGUGCACAGGAAGGUGGCCCUAUGGCAGCAGCAGGGGGUUCUGAGGGAGGAGGCAGCCGGGCGCUACUCCGUCCUGGAGACCGGGUCAUCCAAGGACAGGCUGGAGAGAAGUGUGAUGUUGAUCGACAGUGAUGAGGAAGGAGACUCCAACACCACCACACAGUCAGAGCAGCGGGAGGAGAAACUACAGUUGUUCUGGGCCUACAUCCAAGCCAUGCUGACCAACCUGGAGAGCAUGACGCUGGAUCGCAUCCAUUCGAUGCUCAGGAUGUUUGUCGCAACGGGACCCGUCGUCACAGAGAUGGAUGUGAACGAGCUGGAGGCCUUCCUGCAGAGGAAGGUGAGGGAGCACCAGCUGAGCGUCUCUGCAGGCGUUUACAGACUCCCCAAAUCCAACUGAUGACGGAGAGAUGGGAAGAGCAGCUGAAAGGAGGACAAGUUUAGUGUGACUAUUCUAAGAGGUCUGAUCUUCAGCAUGGAGGCAAUUUUACCAGAGUGAAUCUCAAUGAUGCGAAACAUUUUGUCAACAUUGGGCAAUAUCUUAAUCUUGAGCUUUGUGAGUGCCGAGUGGGUUGGAGAUAUUAGUGAUCAGAUGAGAUCAUACAUAUGACUGGGAUCUCCAUCUUGACUGAAAAUGAUCCUACAGAAAUCGUUGUGCACCCCUUACCAAUAAUUGCCGAUGUACAUUACUGAUUUAUUAAUAAUAGCUCCUUGGUAUUGUAUCG